Molecule: messenger RNA, 1478 nt
Organism: Ananas comosus (pineapple)
Lineage: Eukaryota; Viridiplantae; Streptophyta; Magnoliopsida; Poales; Bromeliaceae
Product: probable transmembrane ascorbate ferrireductase 2
Exons: 5
Coding region: 94-798 (234 amino acids)
Molecular function (GO): oxidoreductase activity
Source: RefSeq, a predicted model, not a curated record
UCUCUCUCUCUCUCUCUCUCUCUCUCUCUACUGCGUUUCUUCUUCUUCUUCUUCUUCUUCUUCUUCUUCUUCGUCUUCUUCGGAUCGGUGAUCAUGGCGAUGGCUCCGGCGAUCCGCUUCCCGGUCGUCGCCACGAUCCGGGCGAUGGGCGCCGCCGCCGCCGCCCUAGUCAUCAUCUGGGCCGUCCAUUUCCGCGGCGGCUUGGCCCUCAUCUCCGACAACAAAGAUCUCAUCUUCAACGUCCAUCCUGUAUUAAUGGUGAUUGGCUUCAUACUUUUGAAUGGUGAAGCUAUAUUAGCAUAUAAGACGGUGUCUGGAACCAAAAAUUUCAAAAAGACGGUCCACCUCUCUAUUCAAUUUCUGGCCUUGUGUUUGGGUCUAAUUGGAGUAUGGGCUGCCUUGAAGUUCCACAAUGACAAAGGGAUCGACAACUUCUAUAGUCUGCACUCUUGGUUGGGUCUUGCAUGUCUCUUAUUAUUCGGCAUUCAGUGGGGUGCUGGAUUUGUAACCUUUUGGUACCCGGGUGGCUCAAGAAGCAGCCGAGCUCUCUUACUUCCUUGGCACGUGUUCUUUGGUGCGUAUAUAUAUGCCCUAGCUGUUGCAACUGCAGUUACAGGUCUGUUAGAGAAAGCCACUUUUCUCCAAAGCAACAGCGUAAUAUCUCGCUACUCGAACGAAGCUCUCUUAGUGAACUUUCUAGGUCUCCUUCUCGUACUGCUGGGCGGGACCGUUAUUCUCGCACUCGUUACUCCUGGAAGCGCCAAAGGUGAUACAUAUAUAGGGAAUCAAAAAGAAUAGAGGGAUUAAUAUCACAAAGUUUUCUUUGGAUUGAUCACACAUGAGAGGAUUUGAGGUAUGGCGUUUAAUGUUGUCGAAUUCACUCCGGAGAUCGAAGAGAUAUUGCCAAUUUUCUUUUUUCUAUUUUUUAGGGUAAAUUAUAUUUUUGGCCUUCAAACUAUGAGGUGUGUGACACUUUGGACCUCAAAUUUUAAUUUUUAGCAAUUUCUAGCUUGGGUUUUUUGAAUUGUUGCAAUCAAGUCUUACCGUCUAAUUUACUUGACUAAAUAUUAAUUGUAUUGAUAAUGUGGAAGUGAUGUGACAUCUUAAUUAUUGUUGUGUCGCCAAGCAUAACAUAAUCACAUCACUUCUAUAUUAGCGACGUAGCAACAUUUAGUCAACUAAAUAGGGUUGCGGGACUUAAUUGCAACAACUUAGAAAGUUCGAGCAAGAUAUUGCUACAAAUUAAAGUUCGAAAACUAAAGUGCCACGCGCCUCAUAGUUUGAGGACCAAAAGUAUAAUUUUACCCUAUUUUCUACGAUUCUUUAUCUAUACGAGAAGUGUGGUAUGAGAAGCUUUUGAUGUAAAAGGAAUACAUUAUGUCUGAAUUGUUUUGAUGCUUGUACAAUUAUCUCACUUGUAUCCUUUCAUCUUAUACUGAAAUUAUAGAUCUGGUAUGAAUGGUAUUUUUCUUGGAAUA